Molecule: messenger RNA, 1547 nt
Organism: Morus notabilis
Lineage: Eukaryota; Viridiplantae; Streptophyta; Magnoliopsida; Rosales; Moraceae
Product: protein CIA1
Exons: 10
Coding region: 251-1318 (355 amino acids)
Biological process (GO): iron-sulfur cluster assembly
Cellular component (GO): cytosolic [4Fe-4S] assembly targeting complex
Molecular function (GO): protein binding
Source: RefSeq, a predicted model, not a curated record
ACUGUAUAGUCAGUCCAAUUGAUGACCGAAGAGAUCCAGCCGCCAGAAAGUUAAAGUCCCGAGGACAGCUCGGCGCGUGUUGUGCACUCGUCACCCGCUUCGUCUCCCUGACCUAAAAGAAGAAAAAACACGAAAGGAAAAACCCAUCACUCCCUGAAUACCGCUCAGGCAUACAUACAUAUAUAUAUAUACACCCACAUAUCUGAAGUACCAAAUCGGUUGCUCAGAGUCUGCGAUUUUUCCUCCUGCGAUGGAGUUCGUGGACGGCCGAUUCGAGCUGAGGGAGAUUCAGAAGCUGGAAGGCCACACCGAUAGGGUUUGGAGCCUCGCCUGGAAUCCGGCCACCGGAGUCGCCGGUAUUCCCUCCGUGUUCGCCUCCUGCAGCGGCGACAAGACCGUCCGUAUUUGGGAGCAGAGUCACCCCGCCGCUUCCUGGGAAUGCAAGGCAGUUCUUGAAGAAACGCACACUAGGACGGUUCGAUCGUGCGCUUGGUCACCGUCGGGGAAAUUCUUGGCCACUGGAAGCUUUGAUGCCACUAUUGCUAUUUGGGAAAAUGUUGGGGGUGAUUUUGAAUGUGUUUCCACUUUGGAGGGUCAUGAAAACGAAGUUAAAAGCGUCUCGUGGAAUGCAUCUGGGACUUUACUUGCUACUUGUGGUCGAGAUAAAACUGUUUGGAUUUGGGAAGUACUUCCAGGCAACGAGUUCGAGUGUGCUGCAGUGUUGCAAGGACAUACACAAGACGUGAAAAUGGUUCAGUGGCAUCCAACCGUGGAUGUUCUGUUUUCUUGUAGCUAUGAUAACAGUAUUAAGUCUCAGAUUUGGGCAGAUGAAGGCGAUGAUGAUGAUUUUGUGUGCGUUCAAACAUUAGAUGAACCCAGCAAUGGUCACACUUCUACUGUUUGGGCUCUCUCGUUCAAUUCUAGUGGAGACAAAAUGGUUACUUGCAGUGAUGACCUUACUCUCAAGAUAUGGGGAACGGACUUGGAAAGGAUGCACUCUGGUGAUGGUUAUGCUCCCUGGAGACAUCUUUGUACUAUUGCAGGUUAUCAUGAUCGGACAAUUUUUUCUGUUCAUUGGUCAAGGGAAGGUAUCAUUGCCAGUGGCGCAGCUGAUGAUGCCAUACGAUUUUUUGUGGAGGAUAAUGAAAAGGAUGGUUUGGUUGAUGGACCCAAGUAUAAACUUCUGCUGAAGGAGGAAAAAGCUCACGAGAUGGAUGUGAAUUCAGUGCAAUGGAGCCCUGGGGAGAAACGACUACUUGCUUCUGCGAGUGAUGAUGGGACGAUUAAAAUAUGGGAGCUGGCAUCUGUACCAUACUGAAGAAACUUACAAAAUUUCCUCAUCAACUGUGUAAUUGUAGUAGUCCUAUUCUAUUUUGUUCUCUGCUUUUGACAAUCAGCAAAACAAAAUAUAGUUGGUGGGGUAACUUGUCUCUUGUAAGCGCCAAUAACAAUUAUGUGACAAUUUAUGAGAACAAUGAUAGCUAAAGGUUUUAGUCCACAAAUUUUUGGUUAAUUUACAAGUUGGCAUCUGUAUGACUAUUCGUCUC